Trichobilharzia regenti is the source of this 693-nucleotide messenger RNA. The record is from the annotation of a GenBank genome assembly. NCBI's taxonomy places the organism in Eukaryota, Metazoa, Platyhelminthes, Trematoda, Strigeidida, Schistosomatidae.
GUCCCAUUCAAAAAGUAAAGAAAUUGAAAAAAACAUCUUAAGUAAACGAAUACUUCUGAAACCAACUUAGUACUGGGGAAUAAUCGUAUCUGAGAGUCAUGAAUAUUAAACGACAAGAACAGACAUGUACACAACUACCCAUGGAUAAUCUAACCUUUUUCAUACAGUUUACACUAAGACGACAUAUUUAACACGCUAAUGCAAGAUUGACAAUGUUUCCUUUCGGAUGAAUAAAUUUGGUUUUAAUCUAAAAAUUUAUUUAUAAACCCAGGAGGAUGUCAAAUAUGAAAGGAGCACAACACAGAGUGCAAAAGAAACCAACCCUCCUUAGCUUUGGUUUCAAAGACUAUGACAUAUCUGGAAGAAUUGAAUACAGCAUGACUGCUGUUUCUCAAAGAGCUUCUGCAGCUGCCAUCCCCUUUCAUGCUACACCUAACUGCAUGAACCGAUUCGCAUGUACGUGCCAUAGCAUACACAUCGGACGAACAGAAAGAAGGAUUUGUGACCGUAUAGCUGAACACCUGUGUCUGAAAGAUGCAAAAGUGUUCAUUACUGCGAUGCUUGCCACCUAUUAGAUAGUGGUCAUGAAGUCAAUUCAUUAAAAUUCCUUAAUGUAAUAAUUAAAGUUCAAGAUAGCUCCAGGUUGGUGUGUAUCGCUGAAGCGAUUAAGAAUAAACAAUUAUAACCAAAUUU